This is a messenger RNA of Helianthus annuus (common sunflower), 2140 nucleotides long. RefSeq lists its product as uncharacterized. The record is from RefSeq and is a predicted model, not a curated record. Gene Ontology annotation, molecular function: protein binding. Bases 189 to 1781 code for a protein of 530 amino acids. The transcript has 3 exons. NCBI's taxonomy places the organism in Eukaryota, Viridiplantae, Streptophyta, Magnoliopsida, Asterales, Asteraceae.
GUGUAAAUCCACCGAAGAUAUUUUCAUGUGAGAUAAACUCAUUCACACAAUCACACCUUCAUUUUCUUCUUAAACGGAGCUACAGCUCGUACUCCGGUAGCUAUUCUCCGGAAUCUUCCACCGGAAAACACUCACAACCGACAUCACCGCCGUGAUUACGAAUAACAGUUUCUACAGGUGUAUAGGAAAUGGGAGUAAGAGUAGCGAGUGGUUGUCUGAACUGGUCACGAUCUACAAAUUACUGGCCAUCUUCUUCAUCACCUCAAACCCUAGCUUCCGCAAUCUCUUCACCGUCAACCAGAUGUCGGAGAUUAACGAACGUCGCAGUGCUUUUUCAGUAUCAACCGGCUAUGUUCGGAACAAAGUUGAACCGACCUCGUUCGCUUGAAUCUAGAGAUCGGAAAUCCACUAAAAACGUCGUCAAAGCUACCUUAGAUGCACAAUUUUCCGACGAAGAAUUCUGUAAAGAGAUUCAGGAACUAGCACUUACAUUUCAUCUAUCAGAUGAUGAUGAUGUUAACACAACAGACAGUGAAAUAGUACCGGAAUCAGAAACACAGAAUCCGAAUUUUUUCGUGAAUUCGAAUAUGAAACCGCCUGAGUGGACAGGCGAUAUGAUUCCUGCGAGUAUAGAGCGUAAGGCAAACAGCGUGGAUUUACCAUUUUCGCUACGAAUUAUACAAAAAAAGAAGCAAUGGCAGGAAGGUUUUAGAGAAGCAGGGGAGUCUGCUUACUGUUCAGUGAAGAAGGCGUUUUCUUCAAUGGUGUUUAUAAUUCGUGAGCUUCAAAGUUACACUCUACAAAUGAGAGAAGCUUUGUUUUAUGAAGAUUUACAAGGGGUGUUGGUGAGAGUACAGAAAGAGAUGAAUGCAUCUUUUGUAUGGCUAUUUCAGCAGGUUUUUUCACAUACUCCUACAUUAAUGGUGUAUGUGAUGAUUCUUUUAGCAAAUUAUAGCGUGCACGCAAUGUCCAAUAAUGUAGCCUUUGCGGCGGUUCAAACCACCAUGGAGUCUAUUUCAUUUGUUGACAUUCAGAAGCCUACCAAUAUUGACUCUUCAUCAGUUAAGACUUUUCCUGUGGUUUCAAAUGGGAAACACACCUCAAUUGAUGGCAUCAAUGGUGGUGGUGGUAAAUCUAGACCGGUAGCUAGCGGCACAGACGGUGAGGAGAGUUUCAAUGGGGCGGUCGGACAUCACCAGAAGGUUAUUCCGGAUGAAACCUCCUCGGCCUCAACGAUAAACCCGUCGGUUUCGGGUCAGGUGACCCGGGAAGAGGAAUCGGGUUUAUGGCAAUUGAUUGUGGAAGAAGCUGUUGAUAUGCAGGAUGUGAUUAGAGAUGGUGUUUUAGAUCAUCACACCAUGCAAAGAUUUGUAUCUCCAGUGAAUGCAAAAGUUAUGGAAGAAGAUAAUGCAUCAGAAGGCCAUUUUAGAACAGAUCUUUUAUAUCAAAUGGGUUUAUCUGAAGAACCAGAUAACACUCUUCUCCUGGCUAAUUAUGCUCAGUUUCUCUACAUCAUCGCCCAAGAUUUUGAUAGAGCGGAAGAGUAUUUCAAAAGGGCUACUAAGGUAGAGCCAAAAGACGCAGAAGCACUAAGCAAAUACGCAAACUUCUUAUGGGAAGUAAGAAAGGAUUUAUGGGCUGCUGAGGAAACUCUAUUGGAAGCCAUAUCUGUUGACCCCAUUAACCCCUUCUAUGCAGCCACUUAUGCAAAUUUUCUCUGGGCCAAUGGACCCGACGACACUUGUCUCCCGGUUGAUUCGCCUGAAAUCACCAAUUCUUGACCUUUAUCCACCGCAAAGUCGGUUUAGGUUAGUCGUGUGGUUGAUAAUAAGGAUGAAAUGAAAAAAAAAGUGUAAGUUUAUGGCCGCUUAAUUUGUGGUUGAAGAGGUGUGUGGUUAGUACUGUUAAGGAAGUUUUCACAGCGAAUGUGAUGGAUGGUGGCACGCGUGUUCUGGUUGAUACACGGACCUAUGGUGGUGUCGUGGUGGUGACGGUGGUGGUGAUGGUGGUGGUGAUGAUGUUUUCAAGUUCUAGUUUGAUUAUAUUUUAUUUCCGCUACAAAAUGUGAUUUUGUAAGGGCCAACAAUUGUAAUUAAUUUUUCUUAAUUUUGUUUAUAAAGGAUAAUUAAUACGUUACACA